Molecule: messenger RNA, 3235 nt
Organism: Populus euphratica (Euphrates poplar)
Lineage: Eukaryota; Viridiplantae; Streptophyta; Magnoliopsida; Malpighiales; Salicaceae
Product: GMP synthase [glutamine-hydrolyzing]-like
Exons: 8
Coding region: 73-2418 (781 amino acids)
Biological process (GO): GMP biosynthetic process
Cellular component (GO): cytosol
Molecular function (GO): GMP synthase activity; ATP binding; GMP synthase (glutamine-hydrolyzing) activity
Source: RefSeq, a predicted model, not a curated record
CCCUGAUCCGCGGCCAAUGUACCAGUAAACAGCUAAACCCCACCUCACCCCGCCAACUUUCAUAAACCCUAUAUGCCGUCUAGUCCCCUGCCCUUUUUCAAACCCAAAUCACUGUCUCAAAAUACCUUAGCCGACACCAUCAUCGCCAUCGACUCCGCCGCUGCCGCUUCUGCCGCCACCAAGAUGGACCCAAAAGCAGUGAAAUCAGACCUAGUACUUAUCCUCGACUACGGUUCACAAUACACUCAUUUAAUUACACGAAGAAUCAGGUCCCUGAACAUCUUCUCUCUCUGUAUCUCAGGCACUUCUUCACUAGAAACCAUAACUUCACACAACCCCAAAGUUGUUAUCCUCUCAGGUGGACCCCACUCGGUCCAUUCUGCCAAUUCACCAACUUUCCCAUCUGGGUUUGUCGAGUGGGCUCAAAAAGGUGGUAUCUUUGUGUUGGGGGUGUGUUAUGGGCUGCAAUUGAUUGUGCAAAGAUUGGGCGGUCAAGUUGAUGUUGGUCAAAGGCAAGAGUAUGGGAGGAUGGAGAUUGAAGUGGAGAAGAAUUUGGGUGUUUUUGGAAAGAAGAAAGUUGGGGAUAAGCAGGUUGUUUGGAUGAGUCAUGGUGACGAGACUGUUAAGUUGCCCUAUGGAUUUGAAGUUGUGGCUAGGAGUCAACAAGGGGCGGUCGCUGCAGUUGAAAAUAGAGAAAUGAGGUUUUUUGGCUUGCAGUAUCAUCCGGAGGUGACUCAUUCACCCGAGGGCAUGGAUACACUUCGAUACUUCCUGUUCGAUGUUUGUGGAGUCUCUCCAGGGUGGAACAUGGAAAAUGUUUUGGAUGAAGAAAUCAAGGUGAUCAAUGACGCAGUGGGGCCUGAAGAGCAUGUCAUAUGUGCAUUGUCAGGGGGUGUGGAUUCCACUGUUGCUGCAACUCUUGUUCACAAGGCAAUUGGAGAUAGGCUUCAUUGUAUUUUUGUUGAUAAUGGCUUAUUGAGAUAUAAAGAGAGAGAACGUGUUGUGGAAACUUUUGAAAGUGAUCUGCAUCUGCCUGUUACUUGUGUUGAUGCAUCAAAUGAAUUCCUUAGUAAGCUGAAAGGUGUGGUGGAUCCUGAGAUGAAAAGGAAAAUUAUUGGAAAGGAGUUUAUUAGCAUCUUUGAUGCUUUUGCCCAUAAGCUGGAGCAGAAAUUGGGAAAGAAACCUGCAUACUUGGUCCAAGGGACCUUGUAUCCAGAUGUUAUUGAAUCUUGCCCACCUCCUGGAUCUGGAAGAACCCACUCUCACACCAUCAAGAGCCAUCAUAAUGUUGGAGGGCUUCCGAAGGACAUGAAAUUGAAGCUCAUUGAACCACUUAAACUUUUAUUUAAGGAUGAGGUUCGUCAGCUAGGAAGAAUCUUGAAUGUUCCUGAUGCAUUUCUGAAGCGACACCCUUUCCCUGGUCCUGGCCUUGCCGUACGAAUCUUGGGUGAUGUAACUGAAGGCAAUGCUUUAGAUAUCCUCCGCCAGGUUGACGAGAUUUUUAUUCAGUCCAUCAAGGAUGCUGGGCUAUAUGAUUCGAUUUGGCAAGCUUUUGCAGUAUUUCUUCCUGUUAGAUCAGUUGGAGUUCAAGGUGAUCAAAGAACUCAUUCUCAUGUUGUUGCUCUUAGAGCUGUUACGAGUCAAGAUGGAAUGACAGCUGAUUGGUACUAUUUUGAACACAAGUUCCUUGAUGACGUGGCCAGAAAAAUCUGUAAUAGUGUAAGAGGUGUAAAUCGAGUUGUUCAAGACAUCACAUCAAAGCCUCCGUCAACAAUUGAUGGUUUAUUGAAUCUGCUGAAACUCUGCCUUUCCACAAUAUUACAGGAAUAUGGAAACAAGAUGAUCGACUUGUCAAAGAGAAUCAUCGAGGUUUUAGUGAUGACUUUGGGAGAUGGUUGUGACAGGAAAUUUUGCGAAUCAGAAUUCAGCAACUGUCAUGGCUAUUUCAGGGUUGUAAACUAUUCACCACCGAAGGAUGUGGAAGAAAGGGAGGUUGAGGGGCUUGGAAUGCACACUGAUAUGAGUUGUAUAACCAUCGUCUAUCAGGAUGAGACUGGUGGGCUGCAAAUGAGAUCCAAGGAAGGAGAAUGGCUGGACAUACCUCCAUGUGAGGAUCUUCUUGUUGUUAACAUUGGAGAUCUGAUGCAGGCUUGGAGUAAUGGAAGGUUAAGAUCAUCCGAACACCGGGUUGUUUUAAAGCGUUUAGUAAAUCGCCUAUCUCUCGCUUUCUUUUGGUGCUUCGAGGAUGAGAAGGUGAUCUUGGCCCCAGAUGAAGUUUUGGAGGAAGGAGACCAGAGGAUUUACAAGUCAUUCGUUUGCUUGGAUUAUUUGAGAUUUAGAGAGAGUAACGAGGAAGGUAAAUUUGAGAAAAUCGGGUACACCGUAAAAGAUUUUGCAGGGCUCACACUUCAAACGUAGCAAGUCAUUCAUUUGCUUGGAUUAUCUGGAUUUUUUAUGUUGCCGACAUGUACAGCAGCUCAUGUCUUAAUUAGUCUUCUAGUUAACAGUAAUUAAAAAGGUACUGUCUUCUCUCCAGUCUCUUCUGCUGGAAAGUUAAACCAGGGAUCGAAAGGAUUGAAUUUUUACAACAGGGUUGCUGUUGGAAUAAUAAAUGGUCUGUGAAAUUCUGGAUUCUGUGGGAGCAAAACUAAAGCUGGAUAGGGAACCUGGGUGGGCUCAAGAUGCAAUGGAUUGAGCAGGAAUCGCGUGGUUCGUAGUGUGGAAAAAACAAAGGCAAGGAAAGAUCAAAAUAAAAUAAUCUGUGAUGUAAUGGAUUGAGCUGUGAGUAUGCAAUGGUGUUGAUAGUCAACUCUUCCUGCAUUGUUUAACUAUUAGCCAUAUCAGCCGGGUGGAUUUUCUGUCGUUUUCUUCUCUUUUCUCGUUUUCCUGCUCCGCUUGAUUGCUCUUUGGAUCCAAUAGAGAUCUGGGAAUGAUGAUACUCUACCCUACGCACAGUUCACGCCCACUUUACUCUCAGCAGGUGGUUUCCAGCAUUUAGUAACAUAUAUAUAUAUAUAUAUUAUUUCUGUGACUGGUCCAUAGCACAUAUCGAUUGUCUUAUCAGGAAAAACUUCGUAGAGUUACGUAAAAGAUUCUUAAAGAUGAUUGCUGAUUGCCACUAAGACAAGUGGUAAGAUCUGGACAGACCAAAGGAAAUCUUUGAAAAUAAAAUGAGUAAUGAUGGCCAAUUCCAUUAUUUACACGCCUUCAUAAAUAAUACCUUUCUUAGAAACUA